Podarcis muralis (Common wall lizard) is the source of this 1296-nucleotide messenger RNA. The record is from RefSeq and is a predicted model, not a curated record. NCBI's taxonomy places the organism in Eukaryota, Metazoa, Chordata, Lepidosauria, Squamata, Lacertidae.
CGCCGUAGCGCGCUCUUUCUAGGGAGGCCUCAGGUUGCCAUGGCGGCGGCGGCGGCGGCAGUGGCGGUUUCCUUCGUCUCCGCUCGGCGCCUGUGAGGGGGAAGUGGGCGAGUGGGGCCUAAGUUGGCGCUGCCGACCCGGCCGGCCAUGGAGGACGAGCUGUACCUGGAGAACAUCGACGAGUUCGUCACGGACCAGAACAGAGUCGUAACAUACAAAUGGCUGAGCUAUACACUAGGUGUUCACGUCAACCAAGCCAAGCAGAUGUUGUAUGACUAUGUGGAAAGAAAGCGGAAGGAGAAUUCGGGAGCCCAGUUGCAUGUCACCUAUUUAGUGGCUGGCAACCUCGUUCAGAAUGGACACACAUGCCACAAGGUUGCAGUAGUGAAAGAAGAAAAGCUGGAAGCAAUGAAGUCAAAGCUGUCCACCAUUGCCAGCGUGCACGUCUACAGCAUCCAAAAAGCCAUGCUCAAGGACAGCAGUCCGCUCUAUAACACGGACUACGAUGUCAUCAAAGCAAACCUGCAGAACUGCAGCAAGUUUAGUGCUAUUCACUGUGCUGCUGCAGUUGCCAGGACAGCCGCUGAAAUGUCUCGCGCCGAAACCCCGGCCCAGGUGGAUCGCCAGCCACCUCAUGGCGUGGAUAAAGCCGCUACUCCUGUGGUCAACGGCCAUGCCCCAAGCGCUUCUUCAAAGCAGACCUCCCAGCAGGCCAAGGGCAUUAUGGGAAUGUUUGCGGCCAAGUCUUCCGCCAAGUCCCAGGAGACCCCGAAAGAGACCAAAGUGGAAGCUAAAGAGUCACCAAAUGCCUCCACAGCAAGUAGCAAGGCACCUGCUAAAGGAAAUCUGCUGAACAACUUCUUUGGAAAAGCUGCUCUGGGCAAAGCGAGUUCUGAACCCGAACAGCGAAAGGAAGAGAAAGCUGCAGCCAAGUCCCCGGUGGAACCCAAAUCGCUUCCGGGUGCAGCAGAACGUGAGAAACCCAGCAAGAAAGCUGACCCUGCAAGAGGACAGCAGAAGGACAAAAAAAGAACAAAGAGGCUGGAGAUGUCAGACGAGGAGGAGAAAGAGGUUGAGAGCCUGAAGAGAAAGAGGCGUCGGAUCAAACAUCCUCAACCCGACAGCAGUGAAGACGAGGAUGUCCCGGAAUCGCCUGUAACUCCUGAAGUGAAAGACCUUUCUCCUGAGCCAGACCCGAACCCAGAGCCUGAUCCUCUGCCCAUGGAGGUAAAGACUGGUUUUGCAGGCAUGUUUCAGACAGUGGGAAACCCCACAUUCUGAACAUGGGGUUGUCUU